This is a messenger RNA of Mytilus trossulus (common blue mussel), 1420 nucleotides long. RefSeq lists its product as uncharacterized. The record is from RefSeq and is a predicted model, not a curated record. The coding region runs from base 194 to 1420 and encodes 408 amino acids. Lineage: Eukaryota; Metazoa; Mollusca; Bivalvia; Mytilida; Mytilidae. The transcript has 2 exons.
CAGAUAUAGACUGGAAGUAUAAACACAGAGCUAUUAAAUCACAGCAUGGAACCAGAAAUAGAGGACAGAUUUGAGGAAGAGAUUCUGAGAAUUGCAGAGACAGAUGAACGUUUUCUGACAUAAAACAUAUGCAUGAUAUGCAAGGAAUUUCAAAGACAAAUGUUUUAUCAAAACCAAAUUCCAUAAUCAUUUUAUGGAAGUUUUAAAAGCUGCAAGAAAAGGUGGUCUUCAAAAAGAAAGAAUUGUAGGGAUUCAAGGCAUUGGAAAACUUUCAUCAGCUAUGUAUUACAUUCUUAGUUGCAGAAAAAAUGAAGAUGGAGGCAUUCAUUAUGUUGACUUGAGUGUUAUUCAAAAGAGGGAUAAGAAUUUAGAAAAGUUCUCUCAAUAUAUUGCCAGUGUUAAAAAUGAUGAUUGUUUGGUCAUUGAUCAUGUGACCUUCUUUAACAGAAAGUUAGUCGAAAAAAUUGAAAAAAUCACAUCUUUUUCAAAAAUAAUUUUAAUAGAAUCUGGUUUUACUGCAUGUGUUAAUUUGACAGGCCUUGACUUCAACAAGGACUUUCAGCUAGAUUUAAAUGACUUUAAAAAGAUUUGGAACGGAAUGUUGUCAGUCAAAUGUACUGAUUUCCCAGAUCGCCAUGAAUUAAUUAAUUCUUUAUUCAAAGUAGAUGAUAAGGUAUUUCAUGAGUUAAAGGAUAAAUUCAUAAUUACCCCAAGAUUAUUACAUGAUACAUUUGAUGAAAUGUUCAUAUUUGGUAAAAAAAUUAAUGAAAUUUCAUACUGUGCAGAAGUAAAAUUAAGAGAAGAGAUUGCAAUGUUUGAAGAAGAAGUGAAAAGCAGUAAUUGCGAAACAUUUUUACUUGAUACUAAGCUACUUUUGGACUGCCUUGGUGGGCAUGGUGAAAACACAGUUUGUACACUUUCACAGUUUUCUAAUUUUAAGGUAGCUAUUAAUAUAUUUGACGUUAGAAUUCAUAAAGUAACAAGGCAGGAUUUGGAAGAUAAUUGUCGAUUUUACGAGCUUGAGCUGGAAGAAAAAGAUAGAUAUAUAACUAUCAGCCAUUUAGUGCCAUUUCUUAGUCGACAUUGGAUAGAAAAGUUCCCUUUCAAGUUGAAAGAGGUAUUUAAUUGUGAACAUGGUGAAGAUGCAAAUAGAAUUUUGGAUUUUAGUCUACAAAAUGGUAGUUUGAGGAAAAUGUUCAAGGAUUGUAUUGUAAAUUGUCAAGUGAAAAAUGAUUUUGUUAUUAUUCCGGAUAAGUCUAAAUUGUAUGAUACAAUUAGUUCAGAAGAUUUGGGUUCACAUGUGUAUAAUCAGUGUGACGGCGUCAUGAAGCCCAGAAAGUUGUACUGCUUAAGACCAAAAAGUGAAGUUUUAAAAGAUACAAUACAGGAGAAAUAUAAAGGUCAUUUUGAAAAUGUGUAG